AUGCCACUAUCGAAAUGUCUUUGCACGAUCUUGCUAGCCUUCAGCUUUCUCUUUAAUAGAGCUCAUGGACUCUUCUUAAGAAGAGAAAUAAGAAGACAAAUUAUCGGCUAUCGAACAGUUUCCGCACAAGAAGCCGACUAUAUCAAUCAAAAUAAUACGCCAUUAAGAUUUAAAGGUUUCGAUCAAGCACGCCAAUUUGAGAAUCAAUUAGGAAGUGGCUUAUCUCUGACACAAAAACCUGCUCUCUGGCCAGGUAGUCCAUCGGUAGAGAAUUGGCAUUGUGUUGUCGAAGCGGAUAGUGAUAUGUUUGCAAAUGCGCGCAAAGUAUAUAUUCCAGGAUACUACCAAAAAAAGAUUCGACCUGGAAAGCUUGAAGAGGUUGCCCUAUGGCACGGAGGCGAAGUCGCUAUCGAAGAUUAUAUUAAGUUAUCUGUACAAAGACACCCCGGAAGAGCGCUACGCUUCUCAUAUAUCGAAAACAUGGGUUGGGAGUUGCAAAUGGUUAUUCCAACUGAUGCAGUAAAUGGAAACGAUCUGGCAUUAUGGUCUAAAUGCUUUGAAACCAAGGAAGAGCUGUUAAAAUAUUCGAGCGAAACUAUUGAUUGGCAGAAAUGGCAUAUUACUGGAGAUCUUGGAUCACCAAGCCUUGAAACUUUCGUUCCAUGGAUAAAUGAUGCUUAA
This is a messenger RNA of Drepanopeziza brunnea f. sp. 'multigermtubi' MB_m1, 681 nucleotides long. The record is from RefSeq and is a predicted model, not a curated record. NCBI's taxonomy places the organism in Eukaryota, Fungi, Ascomycota, Leotiomycetes, Helotiales, Drepanopezizaceae.